AAUUUUUGAAGGAGGAAAUAGCAAAUAUGUUAAAAAAUGAAUUAAUUCAAAAGUCAUUCAGCUCUUGGUCUAUACCUAUAGUCAUGUUAUUAGAAGAAGAAAGAAAUUUUGAAACUACUACCACCAGCUCUUUUACCUCAGAUACACUUGAACUACCUGAGUUAACUUUACUAUACUCUUCUUCGUCAUACUUUCCUUCUAGUCAAUCAAGUAUAGUUCCAAUACAAGUAGACCCUGAUACUUGGACAACAAAACUUCAGAGUAAGAAUGAGUCUGGAACUUUGUUUCAAGAUAAAGGAAACUUGAAAGAAGACUUGGAAGGGACAUUUGAUGAAGAAAAUGAAGAUAAUAAGAUUAAUGGAAUUCUUGAUUGUUAUUUUUUCAAUAAAGAUGAAGUUUCCGAUGUUAAGAUUAAUCCUAAAUUAGUAAAAGAGCAAAAAGAUGAAUUGGAUUCUUUGCUACAAAAGAAUAUGAAAAACUUUACUUUCACUUCUGAUCAAGAAGUAUUAUUAUCCAUAGAAACAGAAAUAACCACUUACCCUUCGGAAACUGCAGAUACUAUAGAUUAUCAAGAUUCCUUACUUAAAAAGAUGGAACAAGUUAUAGAAGACCUUCAAGAAGCUAAGAAUCAAGCUCAAGAUAGAAUCGCCAAAAGUCAAUCGAAACAACAGCUCCGGUAUCAGGUCAAAACUACUAUUGAGACCUAUAACAUUGGAGGUCUAGUUCUACUAUAUAGAAUGGAAGUCUUUACUGUUGUCAUUGAUUAUGUUACUCAAGAAGCCUCCUUCUUUUUCCAUUCUUUAAGCUUCAUAUCAAGCCCUGAAGAUUCUUAA
This is a messenger RNA of Diversispora eburnea, 833 nucleotides long. Lineage: Eukaryota; Fungi; Glomeromycota; Glomeromycetes; Diversisporales; Diversisporaceae. The record is from the annotation of a GenBank genome assembly.